This is a messenger RNA of Alternaria atra, 447 nucleotides long. RefSeq lists its product as uncharacterized. The transcript has 3 exons. The coding region runs from base 1 to 447 and encodes 148 amino acids. The record is from RefSeq and is a predicted model, not a curated record. Lineage: Eukaryota; Fungi; Ascomycota; Dothideomycetes; Pleosporales; Pleosporaceae.
AUGUCUCGUCGUUUCGCUACAUACGGUGGUCUCGCUGCUGUUGGUGGUGUGACCUACUACCUCUACAGCGCUGGAGGCGACCCGAAGCUUGCCGAGAAGAAGGCCGAACACGAUGCUGCGACUGCUGCACGCAAGCUAAGAGGCGACUACCCCGGCCAGGACAAGGAAGCAAAGAAGGCUGGCGAGGAGGGCUACGAGGCAGUCCGCGCCAGUGCACAGCAAUACGCCAACCAAGCCAAGGCGGAAGCAAAGAAGGCAGAGCAAAAGCUUGAUGCUUACAGCGCCGAUGCGAAGAGGCAGUACGAAGAUGCCAAGGCCCGCGCUGAGCGUGAGCUACACGAGGCAGGCAAGCAGGUCAACGCUGCCGCCAACAAGUUCGAUGCUGUCGUCGAGGACAAGGCCGCCAAGACUUCGUCAUGGUUCGGCGGAUUGUUUGGCGGAAAGUAA